Messenger RNA from Mytilus californianus (California mussel), 7593 nucleotides. Its product is annotated as branched-chain-amino-acid aminotransferase, cytosolic-like. Gene Ontology annotation, molecular function: branched-chain-amino-acid:2-oxoglutarate transaminase activity. The record is from RefSeq and is a predicted model, not a curated record. Bases 58 to 1236 code for a protein of 392 amino acids. Gene Ontology annotation, cellular component: mitochondrion. The transcript has 11 exons. NCBI's taxonomy places the organism in Eukaryota, Metazoa, Mollusca, Bivalvia, Mytilida, Mytilidae. Gene Ontology annotation, biological process: L-valine biosynthetic process; L-leucine biosynthetic process.
AUAUCCGGUUGUAAACAUAAAAACUCUCGUUUCUUCAGUGGUGUGUAGAAAAAUCAAAUGGGACUCCUUAAACUGAGGUGUGUUAAUAUCCUUACACAUAUUACCAAAAGAUCAGCACUACUGCACUACAGAUCACUGACAGCAGCCUCAUUCAAGUAUGAUGACUUAAAAGUAACUUUAACAGACAAAAAACAAGAAAAGCCAGACCCAAACAAUCUACUGUUUGGACACAAUUUUAGUGAUCAUAUGCUAAAAGUGGAAUGGACAAGCUCUGAUGGAUGGGGAAAGCCGAUUAUCUCCCCUUUAACAAAUUUAUCAAUACAUCCUGGUGCUAAAUGUCUACAUUAUGCCAUAGAAUUAUUUGAAGGAAUGAAAGCCUACAGAGGAGUAGAUGACAAAAUAAGAAUGUUCAGACCAUUCGAAAACAUGAAGAGAAUGAAAUCUACUGCAGAUAGAGCAUAUCUACCAGACUUUGAUGCAGAGGAGCUUGUAAAAUGUAUGAAGAAGUUAUUACAGAUUGACAGAGAAUGGGUUCCCUACUCAACCAAAAGUUCAUUGUAUCUUAGACCUACAUUUAUAGGUACUGAGCCAACAUUGGGAGUGACCAAGUCAGCUUCCGCCUUACUUUAUGUAAUUACAGGCCCUGUAGGACCAUACUAUCCCACGGGGAUGAAUCCUGUUACUCUAUUAGCAGAUCCACAGUAUGUUAGAGCUUGGCCUGGUGGAUGUGGAAACUUCAAAAUGGGAUCUAAUUAUGGACCAACAAUCAAAAUUUCUGCAGAAGCUGAUAAGAAAGGAUGUCAACAGGUUCUGUGGUUAUAUGGAGAUGAUCAUCAGCUGACAGAAGUAGGGGCCAUGAACUUGUUUGUAUACUGGAUUAACGAACAGGGAGAAAAAGAAUUGAUAACAGCUCCAUUAGAUGGUCUAGUCUUGCCAGGAAUCACCAGAAAAUCAUUAAUUGAGCUUGCCAAAAAAUGGGGAGAAUUUAAGGUGACUGAAAGAAGUUAUACAAUGGCAGAAAUAACAAAAGCUUUAAAUGAAAACAGGUUAAAAGAAAUGUUUGGUGCUGGAACUGCUUGUGUAGUUUCUCCAGUAGAGAAGAUAUUAUAUAUAGAUAAUAUGUUGAACAUUCCCACCAUGUCUGAAGGAGCACCCGUAACAAUGAGGUUUUUAAAAGAAUUAACAGAUAUACAUUAUGGAAGAACGAUCAGUGAUUGGUGUGAACCUAUAGAAUGAAGAGAUCUAUAUUUAGACCAACAAGUGAUGUAACAAUCGUCCAUUGUGGUGCUGGUGGUUUUUCAGUUGAACUACCAUAUGAUGCAGAAAUCUCAUACCAUGUCAUGGAAUUACAGAUCAUGUGAUAUUUAUUUGUUAGAAUAUAAGAUCGUGUGAUGUGUUUUUGUGCUCAGAUCAUGUGAUGUGUUUUUGUUCUUAGAUCAUGUGAUUGAAGGUGGAGAUCAUGUGAUAUUUGCUAUUUUAUGAACAAUUACUAGUAUAUUUUUUUUUAUUCUUAUCACUUACUGAAUGAAUCUCAAUUGUAAUCUCUAUUACAAACCCGGUUAAUAUUUUAAAUUGCUGUUGAUUUUUGAAUCUCAAAAUGUUUUUUUCUAUAAAACUGAAUUGAUUUCUUGAAAGUAAAAAUGCAUUAUAAUUAUUUUAGUCAAAUAGAUCUGAAAUGAGAUUUUUUUUUCCAAUAGUAGAAUUUUUUUAAGAAUUAUAGAUAAUGUAACACUUGUUUCUUUAAAUGUCAACAAAUGUAGUUGAAUGUGAAAAUUGUGUGAUGUUUUUUUUUCUAUUUUAAGAACAAAUGCUAGAAUCUUUUUUUUAUUUUUUUUAUCUCUGAUUUGAUGAAUCUCAGUUAUGUCCCCUGAAACCUCUUUUCUAAUGCUUUUUUUUGUUGGAAUCUCAUUUUUUAAUAUAUUUUAUAUAAUAAAAGUAUCAGCAUAUACACAUAAAAUUUAGUUAGAUAGUUCUGUAAUUUCAAGGUAAUCAUUUUGUACAUUACUAGAAUUUUUGAAGGAAAUCUUGAUCUUUAUAUAUUAUUUGUUUCAUGUUAAUGCCUAAGACUAGUGCUUUCUUUCACUGUUUAUAGAAUUUUUUUUUAAAAAGUGAAUCUUUCACAUGCUUUUUACAGUAAGUGUUUGUUGAGAUUUUUUUUAAUAAACAUGAAUCUAAUGUAUGCAAAGAAUCUUAUUACUGUGGACAAUUCUCUACAUAGAAUUAGAUACAUUGUAUUUUUAAACUUCUUUUUUUUUGAUAAAUGAUAUAAUAAUGAAUAAUUUAAAAGUAAAUAGCCAUAAUUGGUGAAGAAAAAAUCUGCUAAAAUUUGAGAUCAUGCAUUUUUUUUUAUUAUCUUAUAUCUUAUAUACUGUUGUGAAGUUUUGAAUCACCUUACAUUAAUGAAUAUAUAUGUGUAUACACCUUUUGUUCUGAAGAGCUAUAAAUUUCCUUGUAUUUACUUUUACAGGAAUAAGAAAUGACAAACAAAUAUUAAAUAAUUCUUUUUAAAAAAAAAUUAUAUUAUUUGGGGUAGAGUAUAACAUUUCUAUGAUGUAUAAUGCAAUUGUAUCCUUCAUCUUAGACUGUUUAUAUAGACAAUGAAAUAGUUUUUGUAUAUUUACUGCAUUUUAAAUAUGUUUUACCUCACAAUUUCAUUUUAUUUUAGAUACUCAAUCUCUUUGAAGUUAUUAUUGAUUUACUAAUUUUCCAUGCAUGGAAUUUUCAGAAUUUAAGAAUACAAGACAAAUUAACGGGUUCCUAUUUUUUUUCUUUUUAUAUAAAGCUAAUUUUUUGUUGAUUCAGUUAUUUUUGUUAGUACCAAUUUUUCAUGGAUUGAAGACAAAGUUUGCUUACAAACCUAUAGAAUUUCCUACUUUGUUGAACAUCUAAAUUUGUUGUUAACCUAUACCCACCAAAUCCAUGUAAAUUCGCUGUUUCAGAAUCUAAUGCAUUCUGGGUAAUAUUUUCAAAAGCGUACACCAAAAUGUUGUGAUUGGUUUAAAACAUUCUAAACAAUGGAAAUUUAACCAGUGACGUGAUGUUAUUUUCAUUUUGGUGUACGAACAAUGAGAUUACCCAUAGUCCUUUAGAUUCUGAAAAGGCGAAUUAGACACCACAAGUAAUACUGAAACUAGUGUACACAGUUAAUUGUUGACCCAAGAUUUUUUUUAAAUUUUUUUGAUAUGCAGUUAUUCUUAGAUUUUGUAAACCGGAUAAUGGAAUUUUAAUUUAAGAGUCUUUUCAAAUUUUAAACACAUGAACAUAUGCUUUUUAUUUUGACAGUGUAAAUGUAUGUCACAACAAACAAAUUUAAUUCUAUAUUUCAAAAGAGAUCAAGGAUAUUCAAGAAAAUAUGUACGGUAGGGUUGGACACCACAUUUUAUUUUUUCUUUAGGUAAUACGGGUAGAAGCAAAUAUAAUUCUCUUACAAAUGAUAAAAAAGUAAUGGGUGGUGGGGUUUAAAAAGGUGAUGUCCAACACCCCCUCCCUUUGUAUUUUUUUUUUGUGGAAUAGCCCUUAAACUAUUAUGGAAAAAAAACUAUAGCUAUAAAAAGAUUUUUAUAAUGAUCAAAUGUUUUUCAGCUAUGUAGAAUCUAGUUUGAAAUUUUAAAUGGCAGAUGAAUGAUCUGUGUUGGACCAUGUUCAUUUCAUUAUGAAUGAUAUUAAUCUGUUGUCUUAAUCUUUUUGUUAAUGAAAUGAUUUUUGCAUGUUUUAACCUUCUGUUUUUUUUAUGUUGACCAUUAUCUAUUUUCAGCAGUGUUUAAUUUAGUUUUGAUGUUUAUAAUUAUGAUUGUUUUUGUUCAUUUUAUUAAAUGUUGUUUGCAGCUAUGUUGUUGACCAAGGUUUGUGUUUCUUUUCCUUUUUUAUCCCAUAAUGUAAUACUUCACUUUUGUUAAUAACUUUCCUGGGUCCUACCUAUUUUUUUUUUUAAAUAAUUUUUGAUAAAAUGUAAUUAUUUUGUAUUGAACUACAUUUAUUGUACAACAUAUUUAUGUAUAUUUAAACAGAAAAAAUCCAAACUUUUCAAAUAGAAGCAUUUACUUGUGUGGUAACAUUUUAUUGUUUUUGGACGGCAUCAUUUGUUAUGAUAUACAUGUAUAAAACAAAUUUAGCAUUUUAAGAUUGAAAAUAUGUGUCUGAAUAUGAUGACAGUUAGUACCAUGUCAGAGUUAAUGAAUAUGUAUGAUGUAGAUUAAAGGUUGAAUAAUAAACUUUAGUAAAAUAUUUCAAAGUUAUUGUAACUUUUACUUAAACAGAAAGAUACACUAGAAUUCUGAAAAUUGUUAUUAUCUUUCAUAAUUCUGAAAUUUUCAGUAAAUAUUAGGUGCAGUCUUUAGUAUUUUUUGAAUUAAAAAAAGUUAGUAUGUUCUAUAGAAAUAAAAUUUGCCACUAUGUAAUGAAACAGUGAGUUUUGCUAUAUUAAAAAGAAUUAUUUAAGUAUAUUGUGCCAUUUUAAAUCCUACUUUACAAAAUAUUGUUUGCAAAAUUUGUUUUGUAAAUUAAAUUGUUUAUAUUCUCCUUAAAAGUAGGCAGAUAAGAAUUGGUCUUGUGAUUACCUGUAUUUAAUAAAGACCAGAAUAGUCUGCACAAAGGAAAUUUCAUUAAACCAUUUCAAAUUUCAAGGAAAAAGUCCUUAAGAAAGUCGAAGGUCUUGUAUCGUCAGUGUUAAGAAUGGGAGGUCCUUGAUUUUUGUGAUUCAAAAAUGAAGUCCCCACCACGAACAGACAGGUCCCAGGCCUCGGACCCAUUUAUAUAAACCCCUGCAUUACUUAUUUAUUGCUGAUGAGGAAUUUUUUUUAUAUAUAUAUCAAUUUUGUUUAGUGUUCAAAAUAUAAGACCUCAUAUAUGGCCUGAGAACACAAUUAAUUUGUAGUACAUUUCUUUUAGACAAUAAAUGAAAUUUUUUUAAAUCACUCCUGCGCUUCUCAAUAAUAAUAUUACUGUGUGGUGUACUACUUUUGGAACAAAUUAUAUUAAAUUUAUGGAAAACCUCAUCAGCUCUAUCUCAAAAUAUGGACAAUUUUAUGUUAAGGGGUCAUGAAACAAGAUGAAAUAAAUUUAGAAGGAUAUGAAAAAAAUUGCAAGUAAAAUACUGUCUACACUAGGAAAUAUAUUUGUUAACUGUGUUCCUGAACCAUAUGUUACGAGUCAAGUACUCAUAUAGGAUAACUGUUAUACUACAAAACUUUAAUUUGUUUUGAUACCUAUGGUUAUGACAGUUCUAUGCAAAAUGAUAUCAAGGGCAAUAACAUGUUUUAGAUGUGACAUUGUAAAAUUGCAGAUUUUGUAUCCUUAAAAAAAUGCUUUCACAUGACAGUGGGUAUGAGAGUUGUAUAUAUAAGUUCAAAAUGUCAUGUUCUGUUUUCAUAGCUGAAGAAAGGAGAAGGGUUAUUUCCCUUCAAAAAAAACUAUUUCUCUUUUUAAUUUGUCAAAUUCAAAAUUACUGAAUAUUUGAAUAUAUAUUAUUUUUACUUUACUGUGUUAGAUUUACCGUAAAUUUGAUAUUAAUAUUUUUGUAAAAAAGAUUUUUUUUUUUAAAUGGUAGAAAACGGAAUACUCAAAAGGAAACAUAAGACACUUAUAAAUGUAUAAGAUUGGCCUGAAAAACUAUAUUUAAUAUGUGCCAUUUCAGUUCCAUUUUGAUAUUAUGUAUUUGAAUUUGUACUAUGUGGAUACAUUAUUAUUCGUUGGGUACCAGUUUUUGUGGACUUGUUGGUAUAAAUAAACUGCAAAUUUUAAUUUUUAAUGAAGUACUAACUCUCUACAGGCUAGUAUGGAGACUUUGGCAAAAUAUUCAUGAAAACACUUUUCCUCAUUUCACAAAAAUUGGUACCCAUGAAAAUAAAUAAACUCACAGUAGUUGCUAAUAUGGCCUCAGAUGUUUUAUUAUAUUGUUUAGGUUGAUUGGUUUGGUAUUUUUUUUUGUAUUUAUGUUUUUUAUUUUUUUUAUUAUUAAUGUGUAUAGAGAUCUGUUUUAUCUUCUGUAAUAAACCUCAUCUUUCUUUGGAAACAAACAUUAAUUGGUUUCACUCACUCCUCCAAAAUAAGACUAUCAAAGUACUGUGGAUUCAUUAUUAUUCGUUGGAUACCAAUUUUCGUGGAUUUAGUGGGUAAAAAUGAACCACAAAUUUUCAAGUUCAACAAAGUACACAUUUUGUAUAGGCUUUUAUGCAGACUUUGGAAAAAACACAAAAUCAAAUAUCCAUGAAAAUACCAUUUUUCGUCAAUCCAAGAAAACUGAUACCCAAGAAAAUAAAUGAAUCUACAGUUUACCAGCCUAAUAUUUAUACUGCUAGCUAAUAAUUUUAUUUUUUGUAUGUGCUUAUUGAUAUUCAAGAAUUUCUUCUUUUCUCAAAAUGUCAUCAAACUUGACAGCAUUCAUUUUUCUCUGAUAACAUAAAAGAAAAUCACAGUGCUUGGUCAUAUUAUCAUGUAUGAUGCUGAAGUUUAUUCUUGAUUUAUUAUUGGCUUAUUAUUUAAGCAGGUUCAAUUAUGUAAUGAUGCAGUGUAAAUCCGACUUCAUGAGUGUGUGGAAUCAUGCGACUUAAAAUGCGUUUCUAUUUCUAUUUUUUUUUUACAAUUUGAUGGCUGAAAAACAUAGUCUCCUCCAAUACACCACCAAAUGAAGAUAUUUUGGAAUGAGAUGACCCAAUACUGUAUUGCCAUUUCUUAUAUACAUGACAUUCAAGUCUUUCAAAAUAUAUCCGAUUUUUAUUCAGUUUUUUUUGAUAAGUUCACAAUUUUCUUUUCUUUUUCUAAGUGUAGAAAAAUACUCACAAUUUACAAAGUUAAAUGGGACUUCAAUUAAUCAUCUACAAGUUUGUUGACGUCCUUUAAGCGCAUUAGUAUUGUGUCUACCAUUUUUAUAUCCCUAACUCUAGAAGGGGGCCAUUUUACAAUAACCUUGUCUGUCCAUAGAAUAGAAAUAAAUGAAGUAAAAACUUAUACAAUGGAAAAUUUUCUUGGGAAAAAAAUUAUUGUUCAAAUUGGGUUGGGUAAAAGGUUGGAAAUUUGCAUUUGGUUUAAAAUUUUGAAUAAGGGAGAAUUUUAAAACUACCAUUUUUUUAUUCCAGCUAGUUGAAAAUGACGGCCAUAUAUUUAGGUAUCACAGAUAUCAAAACAAACGAACACAUAUUGUCUUACAACGAAAAAUCCCAUACUGUUAUCAGCUAUGUACAAAAAGAAAGUGGGAGAGGGUCCAAAGUUUUGAGGAAAGGGAUGCAAUUGUCUGUAAUGAUUAAAUUGUGUCUACAUAGUGAGGGCAAUCUUGUUUUUGAUGAUUUUAUGUAAAAAAAAUAAUAUUUUUUUUGGAUGUGCUCUACGCUCCCACCUGAAUCCACCAUUGAUGUAUUUUAUUUCAUUAACAAAUUCUUGGGUUAACAGUUUAAGAGUUCAAAGUAAUUAUAAUGAUGAACUCAGCUGUCGGCUUUGAAUAAAAGUGUAGUUAUUUUCAUCUUAUUGAAUGUAUGAUGACAAACCGUACUAUAAUUUUCAGUUAGUUUCAUUUUGUAGUUUUGUGAUUGAAUUUUUAAUUGUUUUUGUUGCAGCUAAUUGUUAUCAAUAAAAUUGUGUGCCACUAGGAGAUUUGUUAAA